This is a messenger RNA of Leptomonas pyrrhocoris, 2300 nucleotides long. RefSeq lists its product as hypothetical. The transcript has a single exon. The coding region runs from base 315 to 2300 and encodes 661 amino acids. Lineage: Eukaryota; Euglenozoa; Kinetoplastea; Trypanosomatida; Trypanosomatidae. The record is from RefSeq and is a predicted model, not a curated record.
AGAAAAGAAUGAGCAUGACAAGCAGAUCGUGGAGCCAAAGAAUGUAAAAUCACAAUUGUGCAUUCUUCUUGUGCCCUCGCUUCCGCUCUCGUCACACUCACACACACUUACACACUCGCCAACACGCAUACACUACUUUUCUUUUCUUUUUUUUCUUUUCGGCGUCUAGGUCUCUCCUCUUACUUUCUUCGUUGUUCAUUCAGAUGAGUAAGCUUAUUCAUAGCAAUUAGCAGCUUUUCAUCUCUACCCUGCGGAGUUCUCGCGCGAACGAUUCGUGUAUUUCUUUUACUCCGCGAGGCGGCAUAAGAUCGAAAAUGAAAACGAGUCGCCGUCACGCAACGCUGGAGGAAGUGGUCGACCCGUCCCCGUUCGAUUACACACUGUUGAGUCACCUCUACGUCCACUCCGACGGCACCGAUGUGAUCGACUUUGGCGGUUUCAGGCCGGGCAAGGAAAGCCGCGGGAGAGUCAACUCGUUUCUGAAGAACCGCAGCUUUGCUCAGGGGACCUACCCUGCGGCGCCGCCCGAGUCGCGCGGGUCGUAUCUGCACCUGCGCGUGCAGGAGCACGCAGACGACGCGACGUGUCCUGAUGUCGCCUCGACGCACGACCCCUUUCCUCCUUCCAAAGUUCCAUCUUCGGUGGCGGGGUCGGCGGUGCACGGACACGACGACGCCUCGAACCUGGUGCGGAUUGAGGACAGCGCGGAGCACUGGUGGCUCAUGUGCCAGCACGACGAAAGCACGGCCCCAUUUGCGCGUCAGUUCCAUCACGCGGAGGGACUGGCGCGUUAUCUGGACUCGCACGACAUGCACCUCCCCACCGGCGAGCUGUACGACAACGAGGAGGAGGAGGACGUCGACGAGGACGAAGGGGACGGCCGCACCGCCGCCACCAAAGACCGACGUGCACAGCAGGAAGACGAAGCGACCACAACGGCGCCGGGCACACGCAACGGCAACCAUCCCGACGAUGUGUCUGCUGCUGCGGCGGCGGAGAAGUCGCCCAGCGCCGGCCCGCCGCUCCCACUGGCGAAGUGGCUGGAUGUGCAAGUUGAUCGCACGCAACCCCACAGCGCGGAGCGGGUGGCGCGGCUGCUGGAUAUGCUGCCGAUUUCCCAGGAAACCAAGGACAACUGCUUGUACCUGUCUAUGGCAGACUCGGUUGACAUCAACUCCGCCGCGACUGGGGAGGCCUCGGACACCACGUCCGGUUACGUGUUCUUGAACCUGAUGUGUACCCCAGUGAUCGAGAAUUCCGACGAGGCGGACGCGAUGUCCGAGAACGCAGAGAAGAAGAAGGGCUUUUUAAGCCACCUCGCCGGUGCACACCCGAGAGACAAAGAAACGACGAAGAACAAGAACAAGAAGGGAACGGCGCCACGCCGACACCCUCUUACUAACUGCAGCGUGAUGGAGAUGCAGUUUGAGGCGGUCCGCGUGGGAGCCCCACGCUCCUCGGUGCCGGACGCGGUGCCCGUUGGCAUCAUCGUCUUCGCGGAUUGGAUGUUCACCAUUCACGACAAGCCGUUUGCGGAGAUGGACGACUUGCUGCGCAUGGUGCAGCUGCACUGCGCCCCGCCGGAGCUCACCGCGGCUCGGCUGCACAGCAACGUUCUCCUCGCCCCCUCGAUGCGGCGCCGCUUUACCGCGCCCUACAUUCUGAGUGUCUUCUUGCAGAUUGCCGUGGGCCACCACCUCGACAGCAUCACGCUUGCCCAAGUCGUGGACGAGUUGGGUGAUACCGUGUUUGCGGUGAAGGAAAAGCAGCGGGACCAGGACCAGGUGGUGAAGCGCAUUACGGCGGUGCGUCGCUGCUUCGGCGAGUGUGGCGCCGAGACGGCGCGCCGCGAAGUUGUAUUUGCCACCCUGUUGCAGCCCAUGGCGGCCGAGCAGUUCUUCGUGGCGGACCCGACAAUUCGGCGCGAGCUCGAAAACGCGCAGGCGCACCUGUGGCAGUUUCAGCGCGAGAUCAGCGACUGCCGCGACACGGUGGCGGUGUCGAACUGGUACCACAACGUCGCCAUCCAGUGGUUUCUCCUCCGCCGCGGCAACCGCGCCCUGCGAAUGCUGCUGUUGCUCACGGAGGUGUCGAACAUUAUGUACCCCAUCGUGAUGGUGCAGACGCUUUAUGCGAUGAACGUUCCGGUGCCUUUUGAUGCCGGCGCUGACCCGCCGAACACCUCGCUGGCGCCCUUCUUUGUGUUGGCGGCAAUCUUUGUGGCCUACUCCAUGCUGUCCUUCAGAGCUCUGCACACCGUUCUGCGCCGCAAGACUUUCGCGACCCGCUUCCUCGCUUAA